Molecule: messenger RNA, 22491 nt
Organism: Lemur catta (Ring-tailed lemur)
Lineage: Eukaryota; Metazoa; Chordata; Mammalia; Primates; Lemuridae
Gene: MUC19
Product: mucin 19, oligomeric
Molecular function (GO): protein binding
Source: RefSeq, a predicted model, not a curated record
AUGAAGACAGACGAUGAGAGAGAGGGUGGCUUUUUUUAUGGUCGUUCAUCCUCUGGUGACUCAGACACAAGAAACUUACUCUUUAGCCUUGGAUUUGGUGCUUCAGGAGAGUCUGAAUACACAUCAAGAAAACGUCAGAACACUGGCAGUUUAACGUUUGAAGACUCAACAGCAGAACUACCAAAAGGAGAAUCAGGUGGCUUUUUUUAUGGUCGUUCAUCCUAUGGUGACUCAGACACAAGAAACUCACUCUUUGGCCUUGGAUUUGGUGCCUCAGGAGAGUCUGAAUACAAGUCCAGAAAAGGUCAGAAUGCUGGCAGUUUAAUGUUAGAAGACUCAACAGGAGGUGGCUUUUUUUACGGUAGUUCAUCCUCUCAUGAUUCAGACACGAGAAACUCACUUUUUGGCUUUCACAUCAAUGCUCCAGGGGAGGAUGAAGACAAGUCCAGAGAACGUCGGGACACUGACAGUUCAGCAUUAGAAGAUUCGACAACAGGUGGCAUUGCCAACAGUGUCUCUGAUGGUACAGAAGUUGGUGGUACUUCUUCAACUCAAAUUGAAAUUGAUGGGGAUCUAUCUGACCAAGAUGAAUUUGACGCGAAUGCAGGAUAUGGACUAGCUGGCUCUCAUUCUGCUGCCAGGGAAAUAGCAGGUGCCUCAAGUACAAAAAGUGGGGUUGAAUAUUUUGAUGGUGUCUCUGAAGAUUCAGGAGUCGAUCUGGGGUCACCUGAUCAACAGGGCUUUGAAUUCAGUGGAAUUGUUGGGAAUGGAAAGAGAAGCACUGGCUCCGCUGAGGCUGGAUACUUGAGUCCUGGAUCUGAUGUCAGUGACUCAGGAGGAAACACUUGGUCUUCUGAUUCUGGAAGUGGUGAAGAAACGAAAGGUGCAGCUGAAUAUGGUGUUGGUGUCACAAGCUCAUAUGAAUACAAUACAUCUGGACCACUCAGUAUUCCAGAAAAAGGAUCCCAUAUUCCAGAAGCAACUCCGAAAUACUCAGAAACCAAUGCAAUUAUUGGCGAAGCUGUUACUUGGGGCAAAGGAGCAUAUAAAGCUUUCAACGGCCGCAUCUUUUCCUUUGUAUCUUCAUGCGUGUACACUUUCUGCCGUCACUGCGUUGAAUCUGGAGGAGAUUUCAAUAUUGAGAUCAAACGAAACAAUGACAGUGAGAUUGAAAAAAUAACAGUUCUAAUUGACAAUAAUGACAUCUCUAUUUUUGGUGAUAUUAUUUUAGUUAAUGGAGAAAGUGUACAGAUACCAUAUAACAAUAAAUUGAUUCACAUUAAAAAAUACGGAGAAUACAAUGUCCUGAAUAGCCGUAGAGGAAUCCUUUCUUUAAUGUGGGACAAAGAUAACAAACUCUCACUCACUCUUCACAAGCAAUAUCCAACUUGUGGUCUUUGUGGUAACUUCAACACCACUCCAGGGUCAGAUAUUAAUGAGCACAUUGCCAAUAGUAAGAUUCCUGGUGAUUGUCCCAGUGCUAUUAGUAAAAGCUAUGAAGUUUGUGAAGAUGGAGUAGAGUAUUGUAACAAAAUUAUUGAAACCUACUUUGAGAAAUGUGGAAAGGUUGCCACUUUAUCCAAUGACUAUAAAAUGAUCUGCAUUGAUGAGUACUGCCAAACUAGAGACAAAGAAUCUACAUGUGACACAUAUUCAGAAUUGUCCCGCCUCUGUGCCUCAGAUGGUCCUGGCACCUUUGAAUCUUGGCGAAACGAUUUCGAUGUGGUUUGCGAACAACCUAGCUGCCCAGAACAACAUAUCUACAAAGAAUGUGGACCCUCCAAUCCUGCAACUUGUUCUAAUGUGGCCCCUUUUCAAGACAGUGAAUGUGUGAGUGGCUGCACCUGCUCAGAAGGUUAUCUAUUGGAUGAUAUUGGAACAAAAGGAAAAUGUGUUCUGAAGGCUGAAUGUCCCUGUGAAUCCAAUGGAAAAGUGUAUCAGCCAGGAGAAGUCCGAGAAGGUCCUUGUGGUUCCCAGUGUACAUGCCAAGAAGCAAAGUGGUCUUGUACUGAAGCAUUAUGUCCUGGAAGAUGUAAGGUGGAAGGAAGUUCAUUUACCACCUUUGAUGGUAUUAAAUACAACCAUCCUGGAAACUGUUACUUCUUGGCCAUUCACGAUAAAGAUUGGUCUGUUAGUGUUGAGCUUCGUCCCUGUCCAAGUGGUCAGACAGGAACAUGCUUGAAUAGCAUUACACUUCUCUUGAAUUCUUCUGUUUCAGUUGACAAAUACAUAUUCAACAGAGAUGGAACAGUCACAAAUGACAAGAUCAGAAAUCAAGGUUAUUAUUAUUCAGAUAAAAUACAGAUCUUCAAUGCAUCUUCCUCAUAUCUUCAAGUAGAAACAUACUAUCAUGUAAAAAUGCAAAUACAAAUUGUUCCUGUGAUGCAAUUAUAUGUGUCCAUGCCACCUAACCAAUUUACAGACACCGUAGGACUCUGUGGUUCCUACAACAACAAAGCAGAGGAUGAUUUCAUGUCAAGUCAGAAUAUAUUGGAGAAGACAUCUCAGGCAUUUGCUAGCUCUUGGGAAAUGACAUCCUGUCCUAAAGGAGACUCCGCUUCAUGUAUCAGUAUAGAAAAAGAAAAGUUUGCUGAAAAGCAAUGUGGGAUUCUUCUUGAUUCGAGUGGGCCUUUUGCUUCCUGCCAUCCAAUUGUGAACCCUAAAUCCUAUCAUGAGGAAUGCAAAAAAUACACUUGCUCUUGUGAAAACAGUCAAGAUUGCUUGUGCACGAUUUUAGGAAACUAUGUGAAAGCGUGUGCUGAGAAGGAAACCUACAUAGCAGGAUGGAGAACGGGACGUUGUGAACACUCUUGUCCAAGUGGCCUAGUUUUCAAGUACAAUGUAAAAGCCUGCAAUAGUUCUUGCCGAUCACUGUCAGAGAGAGAUAGGAGCUGUGAUGUAGAAGAUGUUCCAGUUGAUGGAUGCACCUGCCCUGAUGGAAUGUACCAGAAUAAUGAAGGGAACUGUGUUUCGAAAUCUCAGUGUGACUGCUACAUAAAUGACGAGGUCAUGCAACCAGGCAAACUCAUCCAUAUUGGUGAUAAUAAAUGUGUCUGUCGGGAUGGAAUUCUUCUGUGCCAGAUUCCCAUUGAUUUAACCCUACAAAAUUGUUCUGGAGGAGCUGAGUAUGUAGACUGCAGUGAUCCAAAGGCACAGAGAAGAAGUGACAGAACAUGUAGCACCCGGAACAUACCUACUUUUGGUGAGGACUUGCCUUGCAAACGUGGGUGCUACUGUCCAGAAGGAAUGGUUCGAAAUUCUAAAGGAAAAUGUGUCUUUCCUGAUGACUGUCCAUGUUCUUUUGGUGGACAAGAAUAUGACCAAGGAAGUGUCACUUCAGUUGGCUGCAAUCAAUGUACUUGCAUAAAAGGGGCUUGGAGCUGUACACAAAAUGAAUGUCAAACUACCUGCCACAUCUAUGGGGAAGGUCACAUUAGAACUUUUGAUGGGAAAAGUUACAGCUUUGAUGGUCUCUGUCAGUAUUCAUUUCUUGAGGAUUACUGUGGUGGUGAAAAUGGCACAUUUCGUAUUUUGACUGAGAGUGUCCCAUGCUGUGAAGAUGGGCUCACAUGUUCAAGAAAAAUCAUAGUUGCUUUCCAGGAUCAGAAUGUUGUCUUGCAAGAUGGUAAAGUAACUGCAGUGAAAACUACAGAAAAUAAAGAAUGUGAACUUAAGACAAAUGCAUACUCCAUACAUACUGUUGGCCUGUACUUGAUUCUGAAAUUUCUAAAUGGAAUAAUCAUUAUAUGGGACAAAAAUACAAGACUGUCUGUUAUACUGGAUCCAAGCUGGAAUGGCAAAGUGUGUGGUCUUUGCGGAAAUAACAAUGGUGAUCUCAAGGAUGAUUUCACAACAAGAUACUCAUCAGUAGCUGCUGGAGCGCUGGAAUUUGGAAACAGUUGGAAAACCAGUCAAGAAUGUUCAGACACAGUAACUCAAAGUUUCCCAUGUGACUCAAACCCCUACUGCAAAGCCUGGGCCGUGCGGAAAUGUGAGGUCAUCAGAGACAGCACCUUCAGAGACUGCCACAACAAGGUUGACCCAAGCGCUUACUAUGACGCGUGCAUCGAGGAAGCCUGCGCCUGCGACUUGGAGGGGAAGUACCUCGGAUUCUGCACCGCCGUGGCUAUGUACGCGGAGGCGUGCAGUGCAGUCGGGGUCUGUGUCUCGUGGAGAAAACCAAAUCUGUGUCCUGUCUACUGUGAUUAUUACAAUGCGCCUGGGGAAUGCAGCUGGCAUUAUGAACCUUGUGGUACAGUGGCUGCAAAAACAUGCAAAGAUCGGGUCAUUGGCCAGAAAUUUUCUUCACUUUUAGAGGGUUGUUACGCUAAGUGCCCAGAGAGUGCCCCCUACCUGGAUGAGAACACCAUGAAAUGUGUCAGUUUAACUGAGUGCAGCUGCUUCUAUAAUGAUAUCAUACCAGCAGGGGGAGUGAUCGAAGAUAAUUGUGGAAGAACCUGCUAUUGUAUUGCAGGAGAGUUGGUGUGCAGUGAAAUUCCUCCUACAAAUUCAACAUUUGCAGUUUCCUCUACAAUAGCUACAUCCAUAAUAAGCACCAGCGCAGCAAUUACACUGGUUACCAGUAACUCAAGCACAGCAGCAUCCAUUCCAGGGAUUACAGCAUCAAGCAGUGAAACAAUAGGAACAACUCCUUUCACUGAACCUUUUACUGCAGGCAUUACUAGAAUUUCGGUUCCCACCACCUCAGCUGCUGGAAGUGCAGGCACGACAGGAGUAGCGAGCCCCACGGCUCCCAGUGCUGGGAGCAUAUCAGGAACAACUAGAAGAGCAGAUGCAACCCCCACUGGAGCUGCUGGUGAAAAUACAUCUGGAAGAACAGGCAAACCUGCUGUAUCAUCUGGAACAACCCCCAAAAGUGGAGGUGACAGUACCCCUGGAGAAGCAGGUAUUGCAGCCAUAGGUUCUGGGACCACAGGUGUUUAUGUAGCCUCCAUCACUGCCAGCCCUAGAACCUCAGCUCUCCCAGCCACAACCUCUGAAAGCAGCAAAUCAGAAACUGCUGGACCAUCAGUUGGUGAAACAACUGGAGCCCCAAGCAGUGAAGUGACACCAUCUGAAGGCACAGCAGGUGAAACAGGACAGUCUGUUGGAACUACCACUGGAUCUGCCAGUGACAUAGUUAGAACAUCUUUUACUGGUUCCAGCCCACGAGAACUCAGAAGGCCAGGCCCUGGCUCACCUAGUUACUUUAGUGGUUUAACAAUUGGAGUGGGGAAUGCAGCUACUACUGGAGCUGCUGGUGAAAACACUUCUGGAGCAUCAGGUUCUAUAGAAGGGUCUGUGGUAGCUACCACUGGAUCAGGCAGUAGGAAGAUGGCUGGAAGAGCAGGCACUGGGACCACUGGCCCUGGAAACCCAGCAGUCUCAGGCACACCUGCAGUACCACCUGAAGCAACCCCUGGAGCUGGAGGAAGUAGCACUCACAGGGAACCAGGCACUGGAACCACAAGUCUUGGAAAGUCAGGGACCCCAGCAAUAUCUGGUGUCUCAAGCACCAGUAGCCCUGUGAGUGAAAACUCCAAUGCAGCCUCAAUGGCAAUUUCUGGAAGCAAACCAGGUACACCUGAAACAUCAGGUGGUACAACUAGUGGUGGUGAAAGUACACCUGGGCUGCCCAGCAGUGGUACUAAUACCACAAGCUCUUCACAUAAACCAGCUUCAAGUGGACAGUCAGCUGGAGUGACAGAGACAAGUGUUGUAUCAGCUGGAGUGACAGGGAAAAGUGGACGCUCGGCUGCAGUAACGGGGACAGCUGGUGGGUCCGUUAAGGUGGCAGGGACCAGUGGACCAUCUGCUGGAGUUACAGGUUCAACUGGACUCUCCGCGGGAGUGACAGGUUCAGGUGGACAAUCUGCUGGAGUGACAGCUUCCAGUGGACAGUCCGCUGGAGUGACAGGUUCAAGGGGACAAUCAGCUGGAGUGACAGAGGGAGCGACAGCUUCAAGUGGACAGUCAGCUGGAGUGACAGAGACAAGUGUUGUAUCAGCUGGAGUGACAGGGAAAAGUGGACGCUCGGCUGCAGUAACGGGGACAGCUGGUGGGUCCGUUAAGGUGGCAGGGACCAGUGGACCAUCUGCUGGAGUUACAGGUUCAACUGGACUCUCCGCGGGAGUGACAGGUUCAGGUGGACAAUCUGCUGGAGUGACAGCUUCCAGUGGACAGUCCGCUGGAGUGACAGGUUCAAGGGGACAAUCAGCUGGAGUGACAGAGGUGGCAGGGACCAGUGGACCAUCUGCUGGAGUUACAGGUUCAACUGGACUCUCCGCGGGAGUGACAGGUUCAGGUGGACAAUCUGCUGGAGUGACAGCUUCCAGUGGACAGUCCGCUGGAGUGACAGGGAAAAGUGGACGCUCGGCUGCAGUAACGGGGACAGCUGGUGGGUCCGUUAAGGUGGCAGGGACCAGUGGACCAUCUGCUGGAGUUACAGGUUCAACUGGACUCUCCGCGGGAGUGACAGGUUCAGGUGGACAAUCUGCUGGAGUGACAGCUUCCAGUGGACAGUCCGCUGGAGUGACAGGUUCAAGGGGACAAUCAGCUGGAGUGACAGAGGCAACUGGUCCAUCAGAUGGAGUGACAGGAAGAGCUGUCCUCUCAAGUGGAGUAACAGGGACAGCUGGACAAUCAGUUAAGGUGGCAGGGACCAGUGGACCAUCUGCUGGAGUUACGGGUUCAAGUGGACUGUCAGCUGGAGUGACAGGUUCAAGUGGACCCUCAGCUGGAGCGACAGCUUCAAGUGGACAGUCAGCUGGAGUGACAGAGACAAGUGUUGUAUCAGCUGGGGCGACAGGGAAAAGUGGACGCUCGGCUGCAGUAACGGGGACAGCUGGUGGGUCCGUUAAGGUGGCAGGGACCAGUGGACCAUCUGCUGGAGUUACAGGUUCAACUGGACUCUCCGCGGGAGUGACAGGUUCAGGUGGACAAUCUGCUGGAGUGACAGCUUCCAGUGGACAGUCCGCUGGAGUGACAGGUUCAAGGGGACAAUCAGCUGGAGUGACAGAGGCAACUGGUCCAUCAGAUGGAGUGACAGGAAGAGCUGUCCUCUCAAGUGGAGUAACAGGGACAGCUGGACAAUCAGUUAAGGUGGCAGGGACCAGUGGACCAUCUGCUGGAGUUACGGCUUCAAGUGGACAGUCAGCUGGAGUGACAGAGACAAGUGUUGUAUCAGCUGGGGCGACAGGGAAAAGUGGACGCUCGGCUGCAGUAACGGGGACAGCUGGUGGGUCCGUUAAGGUGGCAGGGACCAGUGGACCAUCUGCUGGAGUUACAGGUUCAACUGGACUCUCCGCGGGAGUGACAGGUUCAAGGGGACAAUCAGCUGGAGUGACAGAGGCAACUGGUCCAUCAGAUGGAGUGACAGGAAGAGCUGUCCUCUCAAGUGGAGUAACAGGGACAGCUGGACAAUCAGUUAAGGUGGCAGGGACCAGUGGACCAUCUGCUGGAGUUACGGGUUCAACUGGUGGGUCCGUUAAGGUGGCAGGGACCAGUGGACCAUCUGCUGGAGUUACAGGUUCAACUGGACUCUCCGCGGGAGUGACAGGUUCAGGUGGACAAUCUGCUGGAGUGACAGCUUCCAGUGGACAGUCCGCUGGAGUGACAGGUUCAAGGGGACAAUCAGCUGGAGUGACAGAGGUGGCAGGGACCAGUGGACCAUCUGCUGGAGUUACAGGUUCAACUGGACUCUCCGCGGGAGUGACAGGUUCAGGUGGACAAUCUGCUGGAGUGACAGCUUCCAGUGGACAUGGACCAUCUGCUGGAGUUACGGGUUCAAGUGGACUGUCAGCUGGAGUGACAGGUUCAAGUGGACCCUCAGCUGGAGCGACAGCUUCAAGUGGACAGUCAGCUGGAGUGACAGAGACAAGUGUUGUAUCAGCUGGAGUGACAGGGAAAAGUGGACGCUCGGCUGCAGUAACGGGGACAGCUGGUGGGUCCGUUAAGGUGGCAGGGACCAGUGGACCAUCUGCUGGAGUUACAGGUUCAACUGGACUCUCCGCGGGAGUGACAGGUUCAGGUGGACAAUCUGCUGGAGUGACAGCUUCCAGUGGACAGUCCGCUGGAGUGACAGGUUCAAGGGGACAAUCAGCUGGAGUGACAGAGGGACCAUCUGCUGGAGUUACGGGUUCAAGUGGACUGUCAGCUGGAGUGACAGGUUCAAGUGGACCCUCAGCUGGAGCGACAGCUUCAAGUGGACAGUCAGCUGGAGUGACAGAGACAAGUGUUGUAUCAGCUGGGGCGACAGGGAAAAGUGGACGCUCGGCUGCAGUAACGGGGACAGCUGGUGGGUCCGUUAAGGUGGCAGGGACCAGUGGACCAUCUGCUGGAGUUACAGGUUCAACUGGACUCUCCGCGGGAGUGACAGGUUCAGGUGGACAAUCUGCUGGAGUGACAGCUUCCACUGGACAAUCAGUUAAGGUGGCAGGGACCAGUGGACCAUCUGCUGGAGUUACGGGUUCAAGUGGACUGUCAGCUGGAGUGACAGGUUCAAGUGGACCCUCAGCUGGAGCGACAGCUUCAAGUGGACAGUCAGCUGGAGUGACAGAGACAAGUGUUGUAUCAGCUGGAGCGACAGGGAAAAGUGGACGCUCGGCUGCAGUAACGGGGACAGCUGGUGGGUCCGUUAAGGUGGCAGGGACCAGUGGACCAUCUGCUGGAGUUACAGGUUCAACUGGACUCUCCGCGGGAGUGACAGGUUCAGGUGGACAAUCUGCUGGAGUGACAGCUUCCAGUGGACAGUCCGCUGGAGUGACAGCUGGAGUGACAGGGAAAAGUGGACGCUCGGCUGCAGUAACGGGGACAGCUGGUGGGUCCGUUAAGGUGGCAGGGACCAGUGGACCAUCUGCUGGAGUUACAGGUUCAACUGGACUCUCCGCGGGAGUGACAGGUUCAGGUGGACAAUCUGCUGGAGUGACAGCUUCCAGUGGACAGUCCGCUGGAGUGACAGGGAAAAGUGGACGCUCGGCUGCAGUAACGGGGACAGCUGGUGGGUCCGUUAAGGUGGCAGGGACCAGUGGACCAUCUGCUGGAGUUACAGGUUCAACUGGACUCUCCGCGGGAGUGACAGGUUCAGGUGGACAAUCUGCUGGAGUGACAGCUUCCAGUGGACAGUCCGCUGGAGUGACAGGUUCAAGGGGACAAUCAGCUGGAGUGACAGAGGCAACUGGUCCAUCAGAUGGAGUGACAGGAAGAGCUGUCCUCUCAAGUGGAGUAACAGGGACAGCUGGACAAUCAGUUAAGGUGGCAGGGACCAGUGGACCAUCUGCUGGAGUUACGGGUUCAAGUGGACUGUCAGCUGGAGUGACAGGUUCAAGUGGACCCUCAGCUGGAGUGGCAGGGACCAGUGGACCAUCUGCUGGAGUUACAGGUUCAACUGGACUCUCCGCGGGAGUGACAGGUUCAGGUGGACAAUCUGCUGGAGUGACAGCUUCCAGUGGACAGUCCGCUGGAGUGACAGGUUCAAGGGGACAAUCAGCUGGAGUGACAGAGGCAACUGGUCCAUCAGAUGGAGUGACAGGAAGAGCUGUCCUCUCAAGUGGAGUAACAGGGACAGCUGGACAAUCAGUUAAGGUGGCAGGGACCAGUGGACCAUCUGCUGGAGUUACGGGUUCAAGUGGACUGUCAGCUGGAGUGACAGGUUCAAGUGGACCCUCAGCUGGAGCGACAGCUUCAAGUGGACAGUCAGCUGGAGUGACAGAGACAAGUGUUGUAUCAGCUGGAGUGACAGGGAAAAGUGGACGCUCGGCUGCAGUAACGGGGACAGCUGGUGGGUCCGUUAAGGUGGCAGGGACCAGUGGACCAUCUGCUGGAGUUACAGGGACCAGUGGACCAUCUGCUGGAGUUACGGGUUCAAGUGGACUGUCAGCUGGAGUGACAGGUUCAAGUGGACCCUCAGCUGGAGCGACAGCUUCAAGUGGACAGUCAGCUGGAGUGACAGAGACAAGUGUUGUAUCAGCUGGAGUGACAGGGAAAAGUGGACGCUCGGCUGCAGUAACGGGGACAGCUGGUGGGUCCGUUAAGGUGGCAGGGACCAGUGGACCAUCUGCUGGAGUUACAGGUUCAACUGGACUCUCCGCGGGAGUGACAGGUUCAAGGGGACAAUCAGCUGGAGUGACAGAGGCAACUGGUCCAUCAGAUGGAGUGACAGGAAGAGCUGUCCUCUCAAGUGGAGUAACAGGGACAGCUGGACAAUCAGUUAAGGUGGCAGGGACCAGUGGACCAUCUGCUGGAGUUACGGGUUCAAGUGGACUGUCAGCUGGAGUGACAGGUUCAAGUGGACCCUCAGCUGGAGCGACAGCUUCAAGUGGACAGUCAGCUGGAGUGACAGAGACAAGUGUUGUAUCAGCUGGAGUGACAGGGAAAAGUGGACGCUCGGCUGCAGUAACGGGGACAGCUGGUGGGUCCGUUAAGGUGGCAGGGACCAGUGGACCAUCUGCUGGAGUUACAGGUUCAACUGGACUCUCUGCGGGAGUGACAGGGACCAGUGGACCAUCUGCUGGAGUUACGGGUUCAAGUGGACUGUCAGCUGGAGUGACAGGUUCAAGUGGACCCUCAGCUGGAGCGACAGCUUCAAGUGGACAGUCAGCUGGAGUGGCAGGGACCAGUGGACCAUCUGCUGGAGUUACAGGUUCAACUGGACUCUCCGCGGGAGUGACAGGUUCAGGUGGACAAUCUGCUGGAGUGACAGCUUCCAGUGGACAGUCCGCUGGAGUGACAGGUUCAAGGGGACAAUCAGCUGGAGUGACAGAGGCAACUGGUCCAUCAGAUGGAGUGACAGGAAGAGCUGUCCUCUCAAGUGGAGUAACAGGGACAGCUGGACAAUCAGUUAAGGUGGCAGGGACCAGUGGACCAUCUGCUGGAGUUACGGGUUCAAGUGGACUGUCAGCUGGAGUGACAGAGACAAGUGUUGUAUCAGCUGGAGUGACAGGGAAAAGUGGACGCUCGGCUGCAGUAACGGGGACAGCUGGUGGGUCCGUUAAGGUGGCAGGGACCAGUGGACCAUCUGCUGGAGUUACAGGUUCAACUGGACUCUCCGCGGGAGUGACAGGUUCAGGUGGACAAUCUGCUGGAGUGACAGCUUCCAGUGGACAGUCCGCUGGAGUGACAGGUUCAAGGGGACAAUCAGCUGGAGUGACAGAGGCAACUGGUCCAUCAGAUGGAGUGACAGGAAGAGCUGUCCUCUCAAGUGGAGUAACAGGGACAGCUGGACAAUCAGUUAAGGUGGCAGGGACCAGUGGACCAUCUGCUGGAGUUACGGGUUCAAGUGGACUGUCAGCUGGAGUGACAGGUUCAAGUGGACCCUCAGCUGGAGUGGCAGGGACCAGUGGACCAUCUGCUGGAGUUACGGGUUCAAGUGGACUGUCAGCUGGAGUGACAGGUUCAAGUGGACCCUCAGCUGGAGCGACAGCUUCAAGUGGACAGUCAGCUGGAGUGACAGAGACAAGUGUUGUAUCAGCUGGGGCGACAGGGAAAAGUGGACGCUCGGCUGCAGUAACGGGGACAGCUGGUGGGUCCGUUAAGGUGGCAGGGACCAGUGGACCAUCUGCUGGAGUUACAGGUUCAACUGGACUCUCCGCGGGAGUGACAGGUUCAGGUGGACAAUCUGCUGGAGUGACAGCUUCCAGUGGACAGUCCGCUGGAGUGACAGGUUCAAGGGGACAAUCAGCUGGAGUGACAGAGGCAACUGGUCCAUCAGAUGGAGUGACAGGAAGAGCUGUCCUCUCAAGUGGAGUAACAGGGACAGCUGGACAAUCAGUUAAGGUGGCAGGGACCAGUGGACCAUCUGCUGGAGUUACGGGUUCAAGUGGACUGUCAGCUGGAGUGACAGGUUCAAGUGGACCCUCAGCUGGAGCGACAGCUUCAAGUGGACAGUCAGCUGGAGUGACAGAGACAAGUGUUGUAUCAGCUGGAGUGACAGGGAAAAGUGGACGCUCGGCUGCAGUAACGGGGACAGCUGGUGGGUCCGUUAAGGUGGCAGGGACCAGUGGACCAUCUGCUGGAGUUACAGGUUCAACUGGACUCUCCGCGGGAGUGACAGGUUCAGGUGGACAAUCUGCUGGAGUGACAGCUUCCAGUGGACAGUCCGCUGGAGUGACAGGUUCAAGGGGACAAUCAGCUGGAGUGACAGAGGCAACUGGUCCAUCAGAUGGAGUGACAGGAAGAGCUGUCCUCUCAAGUGGAGUAACAGGGACAGCUGGACAAUCAGUUAAGGUGGCAGGGACCAGUGGACCAUCUGCUGGAGUUACGGGUUCAAGUGGACUGUCAGCUGGAGUGACAGGGACCAGUGGACCAUCUGCUGGAGUUACAGGUUCAACUGGACUCUCCGCGGGAGUGACAGGUUCAGGUGGACAAUCUGCUGGAGUGACAGCUUCCAGUGGACAGUCCGCUGGAGUGACAGGUUCAAGGGGACAAUCAGCUGGAGUGACAGAGGCAACUGGUCCAUCAGAUGGAGUGACAGGAAGAGCUGUCCUCUCAAGUGGAGUAACAGGGACAGCUGGACAAUCAGUUCAGGUGGCAGGGACCAGUGGACCAUCUGCUGGAGUUACGGGUUCAAGUGGACUGUCAGCUGGAGUGACAGGGAAAAGUGGACGCUCGGCUGCAGUAACGGGGACAGCUGGUGGGUCCGUUAAGGUGGCAGGGACCAGUGGACCAUCUGCUGGAGUUACAGGUUCAACUGGACUCUCCGCGGGAGUGACAGGUUCAGGUGGACAAUCUGCUGGAGUGACAGCUUCCAGUGGACAGUCCGCUGGAGUGACAGGUUCAAGGGGACAAUCAGCUGGAGUGACAGAGGCAACUGGUCCAUCAGAUGGAGUGACAGGAAGAGCUGUCCUCUCAAGUGGAGUAACAGGGACAGCUGGACAAUCAGUUAAGGUGGCAGGGACCAGUGGACCAUCUGCUGGAGUUACGGGUUCAAGUGGACUGUCAGCUGGAGUGACAGGUUCAAGUGGACCCUCAGCUGGAGCGACAGCUUCAACUGGUGGGUCCGUUAAGGUGGCAGGGACCAGUGGACCAUCUGCUGGAGUUACAGGUUCAACUGGACUCUCCGCGGGAGUGACAGGGACCAGUGGACCAUCUGCUGGAGUUACGGGUUCAAGUGGACUGUCAGCUGGAGUGACAGGUUCAAGUGGACCCUCAGCUGGAGCGACAGCUUCAAGUGGACAGUCAGCUGGAGUGACAGAGACAAGUGUUGUAUCAGCUGGAGUGACAGGGAAAAGUGGACGCUCGGCUGCAGUAACGGGGACAGCUGGUGGGUCCGUUAAGGUGGCAGGGACCAGUGGACCAUCUGCUGGAGUUACAGGUUCAACUGGACUCUCCGCGGGAGUGACAGGUUCAGGUGGACAAUCUGCUGGAGUGACAGCUUCCAGUGGACAGUCCGCUGGAGUGACAGGGACAGGUGGACAAUCAGUUCAGGUGGCAGGGACCAGUGGACCAUCUGCUGGAGUUACGGGUUCAAGUGGACUGUCAGCUGGAGUGACAGGUUCAAGUGGACCCUCAGCUGGAGCGACAGCUUCAAGUGGACAGUCAGCUGGAGUGACAGAGACAAGUGUUGUAUCAGCUGGAGUGACAGGGAAAAGUGGACGCUCGGCUGCAGUAACGGGGACAGCUGGUGGGUCCGUUAAGGUGGCAGGGACCAGUGGACCAUCUGCUGGAGUUACAGGUUCAACUGGACUCUCCGCGGGAGUGACAGGUUCAGGUGGACAAUCUGCUGGAGUGACAGCUUCCAGUGGACAGUCCGCUGGAGUGACAGGGACCAGUGGACCAUCUGCUGGAGUUACGGGUUCAAGUGGACUGUCAGCUGGAGUGACAGGUUCAAGUGGACCCUCAGCUGGAGCGACAGCUUCAACUGGUGGGUCCGUUAAGGUGGCAGGGACCAGUGGACCAUCUGCUGGAGUUACAGGUUCAACUGGACUCUCCGCGGGAGUGACAGGGACCAGUGGACCAUCUGCUGGAGUUACGGGUUCAAGUGGACUGUCAGCUGGAGUGACAGGUUCAACUGGUGGGUCCGUUAAGGUGGCAGGGACCAGUGGACCAUCUGCUGGAGUUACAGGUUCAACUGGACUCUCCGCGGGAGUGACAGGUUCAGGUGGACAAUCUGCUGGAGUGACAGCUUCCAGUGGACAGUCCGCUGGAGUGACAGGUUCAAGGGGACAAUCAGCUGGAGUGACAGAGGCAACUGGUCCAUCAGAUGGAGUGACAGGAAGAGCUGUCCUCUCAAGUGGAGUAACAGGGACAGCUGGACAAUCAGUUAAGGUGGCAGGGACCAGUGGACCAUCUGCUGGAGUUACGGGUUCAAGUGGACUGUCAGCUGGAGUGACAGGUUCAAGUGGACCCUCAGCUGGAGCGACAGCUUCAAGUGGACAGUCAGCUGGAGUGACAGAGACAAGUGUUGUAUCAGCUGGGGCGACAGGGAAAAGUGGACGCUCGGCUGCAGUAACGGGGACAGCUGGUGGGUCCGUUAAGGUGGCAGGGACCAGUGGACCAUCUGCUGGAGUUACAGGUUCAACUGGACUCUCCGCGGGAGUGACAGGUUCAGGUGGACAAUCUGCUGGAGUGACAGCUUCCAGUGGACAGUCCGCUGGAGUGACAGGGACAGCUGGACAAUCAGUUAAGGUGGCAGGGACCAGUGGACCAUCUGCUGGAGUUACGGGUUCAAGUGGACUGUCAGCUGGAGUGACAGGUUCAAGUGGACCCUCAGCUGGAGCGACAGCUUCAAGUGGACAGUCAGCUGGAGUGACAGAGACAAGUGUUGUAUCAGCUGGGGCGACAGGGAAAAGUGGACGCUCGGCUGCAGUAACGGGGACAGCUGGUGGGUCCGUUAAGGUGGCAGGGACCAGUGGACCAUCUGCUGGAGUUACAGGUUCAACUGGACUCUCCGCGGGAGUGACAGGGACCAGUGGACCAUCUGCUGGAGUUACGGGUUCAAGUGGACUGUCAGCUGGAGUGACAGGUUCAAGUGGACCCUCAGCUGGAGCGACAGCUUCAAGUGGACAGUCAGCUGGAGUGACAGAGACAAGUGUUGUAUCAGCUGGGGCGACAGGGAAAAGUGGACGCUCGGCUGCAGUAACGGGGACAGCUGGUGGGUCCGUUAAGGUGGCAGGGACCAGUGGACCAUCUGCUGGAGUUACAGGUUCAACUGGACUCUCCGCGGGAGUGACAGGUUCAGGUGGACAAUCUGCUGGAGUGACAGCUUCCAGUGGACAGUCCGCUGGAGUGACAGGUUCAAGGGGACAAUCAGCUGGAGUGACAGAGGCAACUGGGACCAGUGGACCAUCUGCUGGAGUUACGGGUUCAAGUGGACUGUCAGCUGGAGUGACAGGUUCAAGUGGACCCUCAGCUGGAGCGACAGCUUCAAGUGGACAGUCAGCUGGAGUGACAGAGACAAGUGUUGUAUCAGCUGGAGUGACAGGGAAAAGUGGACGCUCGGCUGCAGUGGCAGGGACCAGUGGACCAUCUGCUGGAGUUACAGGUUCAACUGGACUCUCCGCGGGAGUGACAGGUUCAGGUGGACAAUCUGCUGGAGUGACAGCUUCCAGUGGACAGUCCGCUGGAGUGACAGGGACCAGUGGACCAUCUGCUGGAGUUACGGGUUCAAGUGGACUGUCAGCUGGAGUGACAGGUUCAAGUGGACCCUCAGCUGGAGCGACAGCUUCAAGUGGACAGUCAGCUGGAGUGACAGAGACAACUGGUGGGUCCGUUAAGGUGGCAGGGACCAGUGGACCAUCUGCUGGAGUUACAGGUUCAACUGGACUCUCCGCGGGAGUGACAGGUUCAGGUGGACAAUCUGCUGGAGUGACAGCUUCCAGUGGACAGUCCGCUGGAGUGACAGGUUCAAGGGGACAAUCAGCUGGAGUGACAGAGGCAACUGGUCCAUCAGAUGGAGUGACAGGAAGAGCUGUCCUCUCAAGUGGAGUAACAGGGACAGCUGGACAAUCAGUUAAGGUGGCAGGGACCAGUGGACCAUCUGCUGGAGUUACGGGUUCAAGUGGACUGUCAGCUGGAGUGACAGGGACCAGUGGACCAUCUGCUGGAGUUACAGGUUCAACUGGACUCCCCGCGGGAGUGACAGGUUCAGGUGGACAAUCUGCUGGAGUGACAGCUUCCAGUGGACAGUCCGCUGGAGUGACAGGUUCAAGGGGACAAUCAGCUGGAGUGACAGAGGCAACUGGUCCAUCAGAUGGAGUGACAGGAAGAGCUGUCCUCUCAAGUGGAGUAACAGGGACAGCUGGACAAUCAGUUAAGGUGGCAGGGACCAGUGGACCAUCUGCUGGAGUUACGGGUUCAAGUGGACUGUCAGCUGGAGUGACAGGUUCAACUGGACUCUCCGCGGGAGUGACAGGUUCAGGUGGACAAUCUGCUGGAGUGACAGCUUCCAGUGGACAGUCCGCUGGAGUGACAGGUUCAAGGGGACAAUCAGCUGGAGUGACAGAGGCAACUGGUCCAUCAGAUGGAGUGACAGGAAGAGCUGUCCUCUCAAGUGGAGUAACAGGGACAGCUGGACAAUCAGUUAAGGUGGCAGGGACCAGUGGACCAUCUGCUGGAGUUACGGGUUCAAGUGGACUGUCAGCUGGAGUGACAGGUUCAAGUGGACCCUCAGCUGGAGCGACAGCUUCAAGUGGACAGUCAGCUGGAGUGACAGAGACAAGUGUUGUAUCAGCUGGAGUGACAGGGAAAACUGGUGGGUCCGUUAAGGUGACAGGGACCAGUGGACCAUCUGCUGGAGUUACAGGUUCAACUGGACUCUCCGCGGGAGUGACAGGUUCAGGUGGACAAUCUGCUGGAGUGACAGCUUCCAGUGGACAGUCCGCUGGAGUGACAGGUUCAAGGGGACAAUCAGCUGGAGUGACAGAGGCAACUGGGACCAGUGGACCAUCUGCUGGAGUUACGGGUUCAAGUGGACUGUCAGCUGGAGUGACAGGGACCAGUGGACCAUCUGCUGGAGUUACAGGUUCAACUGGACUCUCCGCGGGAGUGACAGGUUCAGGUGGACAAUCUGCUGGAGUGACAGCUUCCAGUGGACAGUCCGCUGGAGUGACAGGUUCAAGGGGACAAUCAGCUGGAGUGACAGAGGCAACUGGUCCAUCAGAUGGAGUGACAGGAAGAGCUGUCCUCUCAAGUGGAGUAACAGGGACAGCUGGACAAUCAGUUAAGGUGGCAGGGACCAGUGGACCAUCUGCUGGAGUUACGGGUUCAAGUGGACUGUCAGCUGGAGUGACAGGUUCAAGUGGACCCUCAGCUGGAGCGACAGCUUCAAGUGGACAGUCAGCUGGAGUGACAGAGACAAGUGUUGUAUCAGCUGGAGUGACAGGGAAAAGUGGACGCUCGGCUGCAGUAACGGGGACAGCUGGUGGGUCCGUUAAGGUGGCAGGGACCAGUGGACCAUCUGCUGGAGUUACAGGUUCAACUGGACUCCCCGCGGGAGUGACAGGUUCAGGUGGACAAUCUGCUGGAGUGACAGCUUCCAGUGGACAGUCCGCUGGAGUGACAGGGACCAGUGGACCAUCUGCUGGAGUUACGGGUUCAAGUGGACUGUCAGCUGGAGUGACAGGUUCAAGUGGACCCUCAGCUGGAGCGACGGCUUCAAGUGGACAGUCAGCUGGAGUGACAGAGACAAUUGGACCAUCAACUGGAGUGACAGGGACAACUGGGCUCUCAGCUGGAGUGACAGGGACAAGUGGAAAAUCAUUGAAAGUGGCAGGGACCAGUGGAACAUCUGCUGGAGUGACAGGUUCUACUGGACUCUCAGCUGGAGUGACAGAGACAACUGCGCCAUUUUCGGGAAGACCAGAGACAAUUGGACCAUUGGCUGGAGUGACAGGUUCAACUGAAUCAUCAGCUGGAGUGACAAGGACAACUGAACUCUCAUCUGGAGUGAUAGGGACAACGAGACAAUCAGCUGGAGUGACAGAGAUAACGGGGCCAUCAUCUGGGGAAUUAGGGACAACUCGACUGUCAACUGCCACAACCACUGUGGCAGGAAGAACUACCGACGAACCAGGUAGUGAAUUUACAACACAUGAAGCUACAACUAGAGUACCUUCUGCAAUUUCCACAAGAGCCAGAGGUAAAAGCACAGCUUUCACAUCGGGUUCCACGGGAGCCAUACCUGGCUCAACAAUUGCACCAGGAAGUACCACUACAGGAGCUUCUGGUGGUGGCUCAGGCAAAAUCACAGAGGCCACAACUGCUACAGGGACUAGCAGAGCAGGACUGUCAGGAGGCACCACCAUUAUCUCUCCUGAAGUCAGCAGCAGUUCAGGAGUGACCAACACAGGUAUCACUGGAGUAGGCUCUGAGACAUCCAUUCAAACAGAAAUUUCCUACACAGGCACCACGGGGGCAGCUCCUGGCACAACUGUUGCUGCUGGCAGGUCCAGUACAGCGACCACCACGGUUUCACCUGGACUCAGCAAAAGUUUACGGGGUCCCAAGGCAGGUACUUCUGGAACAUUCUCUGGGACAACCACUACAUCUGGAGUUUCCAAUACAGUCACCACUGGGGCAGCUUCUGGCACAAGUGUUGCCCUCGGCAGUUCCAAAACAGCUACCUCUGGGGCAGGUUCUGGAAAGACUCAGGAACCUGGGACGUACAGCACAGAGGCCACAAGUUCCACAGGAGGCGACGGGACCACUCUAUCAGAAGCCCCAGGAGGUACUUCUGGUACAUUCUCUGGGACAACCACUAUAUCUGGAGUUUCUAAAGCAGCAUUUCGGCAUCCCCAGACCUCACGAUUCCUCUCUUCCUCAGAGGCCACAGGUUCCACAGAAGGCAGGGCCGGUACCAGGAGUGAAUCCCGAACAGAGGCUACAACUUCCCUAGGAGGAAGGGGAACAAGAGGUGGAAUAGCCUCAGCUACCUCUGGACCAGUCUCUGGAAAGACUCUGGAGCCUGAGAAUGACAACACAGGUACUCCUGGUGAAUUCUCUGGAACAACCAUUAUAUCUGGAGUUUCCAACACAGAGGACACUGAUUUCACAGAAGGCAGGAACAGUACUGGAAGCGAAUCCAGAUCAGCCACCAGUAGGGCAGCUCCUGGCACAACUGUUGCCCCUGGCAGUUCCAAUACAGGUAGUUCUGGGCUAGUCUCUGGAAAGACACUGGAACCUGGGAAUGACAAUACAGAGGCCACAAGUUCCACCAAAGGCAGGGACAGUACAGGGAGUCAGUCCAGUACAGCCACCACUGGGGAGGCUCCUGGCACAAGUGUUGCCCCUGGCAGUUCCAAAACAGAGGCUACAACCGCCCUCAUAGGACAUGGAAGCACAAGAGGUGGAAUAGCCACAGCUACCUCUGGGUCAGUCUCUGGAAAGACUCUAGAGCCUGGGAAUGACAACACAGAGGCCACAAGUUCCGCAGGAGGGGGCAGGACCACUGGAUCAAAAGGAGGUACUCCUCGUAAAUUCUCUGGAACAACCAUUAUAUCUGGAGUUUCCAACACAGAGGCCACAAGUUCCACAGAAGGCAGGGACAGUACUGGGAGUGAAUCCAGAACAGCCACCAGUGGGGCAGAGCCUGGCACAACUGUUGCUCCUGGAAGUUUCAAUACAGCUGCCUCUGGGCUAGUCUCUGGAAAGACUCUGGAACCUGGGAAUGACAACACAGACUCAUCCUGGCUUUCUUUUCUCUCAGAGGCCACAAGUUCCUCAGGAUUGGGCGGGACCACCCCAUCAGUAGCUUCAGGAGGUACUUCUGGUGAAUUCUUUGGGACAACCACUGCACCUGGAGUUUCCAGCACAGAGACCACAACUCUUGGAGAAGGCAGGGGCAGUACUGGCACUGAAUCCAGAACAGGUGAGGAGGAGCAGCCCGUGACUUGGGUGUCACCAGGAAUAAUGACUCUUAAGAUGACUUGUUUGAGAAGCCUUCAGGAGACAAACAGGGGUCAGUAUGAUGAUUCCAGUCCCUUUUGUGUUUCAGCCACCACUGGGGUAGCCCCUGGCACAACUGUUGCUCCUGGCAGUUCUAACACAGAGGCAACAGCUUUCCUAGGAGUAAGUAGAACAACAAGAGUUGGAAUAGCCACAGGUACUGCUGGUGUAGUCUCUGGAAAAACUCUGGAGCCUAGCAUUUACAACACAGAGGUCACAACUUUCACGGGAGGAAACAGGACCACGCAAGCAGAACUUCCAGGAGGUACUAUGGGAGAAUUCUCUAGGACAACCAUUAUAUCUGGAAGUUCCCACACAGCCACCACUGGGGUAGCCCCUGGCACAACUGUUGGCCCUGGCAGUUCCAACACAGAGGCCAUAACUUCUGUAGGAGAACGUGGAACAAGAGUUGGAAUAAUCCCAGGUUACCUCUGUUCAGGCACUAACUGUACUACUGAGGGAAUCUCUGACAAAACUCUGGAACCUGGAAGUGCCAACACAGAGGCCACAACUUCCACAGAAGAGACUAGUACUGCUGGAACUGGAUUCAAAACUGCAGGCAUCACUGCAGGGCCAGGGAACCAAGCAGGCACCUCCAGGGUAGCCCCUGGCACGACAGUCGCCCCUGGAAGUUUCAGUACAGCAGCUACAGCUUCUCCUGGAGAAAGUGGAACGACGGAAGUUGAAACCACUACGGAAACCACAACUUUCCUAGGAGGAAGUGGCACCACUGGAGCAGAAAUAAAAUCGGGGGCCACCACUGGAGCAUUAGGAAGUAGGACAGGCACUGCUGGAGUGCCCUCAGGUACACUAGUCACACCCGGAAGCUCCAGCUCAGAGGCCACAACUUUCUUGGGAACCACUGAAGCAGUAACAGUCCUAGGUAAAAAUGGGACGCCCUUCCUCUUUGUAAUUCCAGAAACCAGUGGAGUAGUCUCUGGCAUAACUGUUGCACCUGGAAGUUCCACCCCAGGAACCACCUCUGGAGCAUCAGACAAUCAAAUCACUGGAAGUAAAACAGGCACCACUGGUGUGGCCUUGAGCACAACUGUUGCACCUAGAAGUUCCAGUACAGAAGCCACAACUUCCACAGCAAUCGGUGGAACCACUAUAGUAGGAUGGAAAACAGAAGCUACAACAUCCAUUGGAGGUGGUGGAACCACAGGAAGUGGAAUAAAUACACGUAUUACUGGAGUGGUCCCUGGCAGUACCAUCUCACCUGGCAGUUCCAACACAGCUACCGCUGGCACAUCCAAGAGGUCAAGCCCUGGAAGUGAAACAGGCACCAGUGGUGUAGUCUCUGGCACGACAGUUGCCUCUGGAAGUUCCAGCACAGAUGCCACAACUUCUUUGGGAGGUAGUGGAAACACCAAGGCUGGAAUUAAAAUAGUUACCACUGGAAUAACUACUGGUACAACCAUUGCACCUGGGAAUUCUAACACAAAGGCUAUAACUUCUAUAGAAGUUGAAACUACUACCACUGCGGUUGGAAUGGCAACUGGAGUCACCAGCAUAAUUCCAGGAAGCCAACCAACUGGAAAUCAAGCAGGUUCCACUGGGACAGGCUCUGGAACUACAGCUUCACCUGGAGGUUUUAGAACAGGCAACACCACAGGAUCAAUAGAAGUCACCAGCAGCCAAGAAGGCACCACUGGCACAGCCUCUGGCUCAACAGCUAUUUCUGGAGGUUCCAACACAGGUACGGCCAAUGAAGCAUCUGAAACAACCAUUUCUCCUGGAAUUUCCACCACAGUUACUGUUUCCAUAGGAGUCAAAGAAACCUCUGGAACUGGAGUGCAAACAGGUUCCACCACAGUUUUAGCAGGAGUCGCAACAAGCCCACACGUAUUCCAGCCAGAAACCACUGUAGUGGCAACAGUGGAUCAAGAAACUGAAAAUAAAACAGAAUGUCUAACAUCACUUCCACCAGCUCCAGUUUGUCAUGGUCCACUGGGAGAAGAAAAAACUCCUGGAGACACCUGGACUAGCAAUUGCCACAAUUGUACCUGUACUGCUGCAAAGACUGUAGACUGCAAACCUCAGGAGUGCCCUUCUCCACCCACAUGCAAAACUGGAGAAAAGCUUGUAAAGUUCAAAUCUAAUGAUACCUGCUGUGAAACCGGAUACUGUGAACCAAGAACAUGUUCAUUUAACAAUACUGACUAUAGGAUUGGUGCUUCAUUUGAGGACCCCAGCAACCCAUGUGUCUCCUACUCCUGCAAUAGCACUGGCCUCAUUGCAGUAGUCCAGAACUGCCCAAAGCAGACCUGGUGUGCAGAAGAGAAUAGAGUCUAUGAUUCAGAAAAGUGUUGCUAUACAUGUAAGAAUGACUGCAGAUCUUCACCUAUAAAUGUGACCGUUCACUACAAUGGUUGCAGCAAAAGAGUUAAGAUGGCAAGAUGCGUAGGGGAAUGCAAAAAGACUGUCAGGUACAAUUAUGAUACCUUUCAGUUGGAAAAUUCGUGCCUUUGCUGCCGAGAAGAAAACUAUGAGUUCAGAGACAUUAUUCUUGACUGCUCUGAUGGCAGUACAGUAUCUUACAGAUACAGGCACACCACAACCUGUUCUUGUUUAGACAUGUGCUACCAGUCUACAACCUCAACACCCAGUUAA